AUGUGUAUCGUUAUUGGUUUUAUAAUCAUUCUUUAUAUCUUCUAUCGCUUAUAUCAACAUUUUUUUCCAUCACCAAACAUUAAUCCUAAUGGUAAAUAUGUUCUUAUAAGUGGUUGUGAUACUGGAUUUGGUCAUGGAUUAGCUAUUGAACUUGAUAAACAAGGUUUUAAUGUUCUUGCUGGUGUCUUCGUUCCUGACAAUGUAACUUCCCUUAAAGAAAAACUUUCAUCAAGAGCUACAGUUUUUUGUCUUGACAUUACUAAAGAGGAAGAUAUUGAUGCUGCAUUUGUAUUAGUCAACGAGAAAACAAAAGUUCUUCAUGCACUUGUUAACAAUGCUGGGAUUGCGGCUAUCGGUUAUAUUGAUUGGACAUCAAUGGAAAUUAUGCGUAAGGUAAUGAAUGUUAAUUACUUUGGACAUGUUGCAAUGACAAAGAAAUUCUUACCUUUACUUAUUGCUAAACGUGAUUCACGUGUUGUUAAUAUUUGUUCUAUAUUGGGUUUUUUCUCAUUAUCAAGUUUGUCCGCUUAUUGUACAUCAAAAUAUGCACUUGAAUCAUUUUCGGAUUGUUUACGUCGAGAAAUGGUUCCAUGGGGUUUACGUGUUAGUAUUAUUGAACCAGGAUUUAUGCGAACGCCUAUUCUCGAAAGCGGUCCUAAAUCAUUUGCAGAUCUUUGGAGUUCGAUUUCCAGUGAUGCUCAAGAACGAUGGGGAGAAGAUUUUCUUAAAGCCGGAUUUGUUGCCGUAAAAAACAACCCAUUGUUCAAAUAUGCCGAAGAUCCGAUGAAAGUUGUGCGAGUUCUUCAACAUGCUGUUAUGAAUACAGUUCCUCAUAUUCGCUAUCGACCUGGUUGGCAAUCAAGUCUUAUUCUCUUUCCAAUUUCUAGAUUACCUGCUUGGAUUGUUGAUUGGGUUUUGACUAAAUUAGAUAAAUCAAUUCCUGUUCCUGCAGGUGUUUCUCAACAACUUAAAGACUAA
Messenger RNA from Rotaria sordida, 978 nucleotides. NCBI's taxonomy places the organism in Eukaryota, Metazoa, Rotifera, Eurotatoria, Philodinida, Philodinidae. The record is from the annotation of a GenBank genome assembly.